Messenger RNA from Penicillium argentinense, 1377 nucleotides. Its product is annotated as RraA family protein. Lineage: Eukaryota; Fungi; Ascomycota; Eurotiomycetes; Eurotiales; Aspergillaceae. The transcript has a single exon. The record is from RefSeq and is a predicted model, not a curated record. Bases 1 to 1377 code for a protein of 458 amino acids.
AUGAGCCCAUCCCGAAUUUUGGAGCGACUGGCCGCGCUCGACACCAACACCGUAUCCGAUGCAUUGGAUUUUCUACAGCUAAAAGGAGCGACAUAUGGUCUGCGUCCUCUCUGGGACUGCCCCAAGAUCGUAGGGCUCGCCAGUACCGUGAAAGUGGGCGUCAAGCAGGAUACGACGGCCACGGCCCAUCUGCUCACCCCAGUCAUUGAUGCUGUGACGACAGAUGAUCGCGUCCUGGUCAUCGCAGGCGGGACGGACGGGAUCUCGUGCUGGGGAGAUAUUGUCGCCAAUGCCUCCCGAGUGAAGAAGAUCCGUGGAACCAUCAUCGACGGGAUGAGUCGGGACAUCGAUGGCAGCCGCGACGUCGGAUAUCCCGUUUACGGCCGAGGUGUGACUAUGGUCAGUGCACGUAAUCGGCUGGUGCAGAUAAAUUCGGGAACGCCCCUGCAGGUACAAGGCGUCACUGUUCACGAAGACGACUAUGUGGUUGCCGAUCGAUGUGGGACCGUCUUCGUCCCUGCCCAGCGCAUUGAGGAGGUGCUGGCAUUGGGAGAGCGGAUCGAUCAGCGCCAGGCGCUGAUGGUACAGGACGUUCGAGCGGGCAAGCCAGUGUCGGAGGUCAUGCAUGACUCCAAAUUCGAAGCCAUUCGGCAGGACACAUCGACCCCAGUCGCCACAGAAACAACAUCCUCUUCCAGUCGGAGUCCGAAGAGAGCAGCGGUCGAGGACCAAGAGAUGUGUGCUCUGUUUGCCAACGCAGAUACCCCUGUGGUUUCCGAUGCCCUUGAUAAGCUCGGCAUCAACGGACAAGUCUUCAACGUCAUGCCCUUGGCCAAUUAUCAAAAGGUGACUGUUGGACCGGCCUUCACGGUGCGCUAUGUUCCCGCCAGCGACCCACCUGGAAGUGUUGGAGAUUUCAUCGACGACAUUGCCGAGGGCGAUGUGGUAGUCAUCGAUAAUGGUGGCCGAACAGAUUGCACUGUCUGGGGAGAUAUCAUGACUCAGUAUGCGGGCUUGCGAGCCAUUGCGGGAACAGUGAUUGACGGCGUGUGCCGUGACGUGAGCCGUGCGAUCAACGAUGACUACCCGCUCUUCACCGCAGGACGCUGGAUGCGAACUGGAAAAGAUCGAGUCCAAGUCGGGGGUGUCAACGAGUCCAUCGGCGUUGGCAAGGUGCGUGUACAACCGCGGGACAUUGUUGUUGCCGAUGCCAACGGCGUGGUCAUCGUACCACGGGAGCGAGCCCACGAGGUAGCGGCAGUCGCCCGAAAGAUCGAGCAAACGGAAGCCGACAUCCGAGAAUUGAUCGCCGGAGGAGCUUCCAUUGCAGACGCCAGAAAAUCACUUGGUUACCAUACCCUACAGCGGAAGGAAUGA